Molecule: messenger RNA, 3097 nt
Organism: Megalobrama amblycephala (Wuchang bream)
Lineage: Eukaryota; Metazoa; Chordata; Actinopteri; Cypriniformes; Xenocyprididae
Exons: 3
Coding region: 727-1473 (248 amino acids)
Source: RefSeq, a predicted model, not a curated record
ACGGAAGGAUUAAUGAGAUAAAGCCAGUAGUAUUUACUCCAUAGCAUUUAAAACUUUUAGUAGGUCACACUGAUAUGACUUAAGUAUUGUAAUAGGUGUGAAAGUUCACUUUUUACAACAUAUAUUUAUUGUAAUAGGCUAAUAAAUAUUAUAAUAUUAUAAACAUAUUAUAUGCAGAACAGUUCAGCUUUUAUUGCUUUAUUUUGUCCAGAUUUACUUGAAUGCACCUGUCCAGCCUAACAUUGCAUGACGGUCAUUUGUGUUGCUGUAACUUAAUUAUUUCUCCGCGUGCUAAUGGUUUAAACGGUGUUUCCCAGUUCGCUGCGUUUUCCUGAUCCCUCGUCACAUGGUUUGUCAUUAUCGUGGCGAGCACAGGCCCUUCCUUGGAGUCAGACUGCCAUCUGAAAUUUAAAUGGACGUGUGCAGGAGGCACGGCAGAGCGGAGUCACGGGGGACCUUCCUCUACUCGGAAGCAGAAACACAAGGGGAAAAUAAACAUAAAGAAGGAGGAGGAAACGGCUGCGAUGUGCGCGCGACGUCUUCUGGCCAUGGAAGAAGUUUUUGGGACACUUCGCUACUUGAGUUCGCUUCUGUUUUAGUACAAUAGGAGAUACGAAUUGGGAAAAUAAAUGUACGCCGGAGUUAUCUGUGAAAUUGUAGCCCCUCUGGCAAACAACUGCCACACCUUCAUCAUCAGUGUAACAGGUUCUCUACACAACUGUCCAGAUGGGUUGCAGUUGCUGUAGGAUGAUAAAAAGUUACAUCUAUGACCCCUCAGUCCCUGUAGAUGUUCCUGGUCGAAAGCGGGACCCCACCAGCAGCUCUCUGUAUCAGUCUCAAAGAUUCCCCGAGGAGGCGGACCACAUCCAAAAGAAGCAGGGCUUCCACAACCUGGGAUACAGCACCCACCCCAGCUCAACCAAACUCGACAUAGACAACAACCACAUCAACCGGCUCCAUGCUAAUAUUCCAGGCGAGCAGAUCCGACCGAGCCCAGCGGAGGGUGACCCGAGCCUAUACAUCCUCCAGCCCGAGACCACGGGGACACCCAUAAAAGCUGUCCCAAACUUACGCGCCAACCAACCCAUACAGGACGAGUCGAUGUUGGGAACGGAACCGGGUAAGCGAGAGGAGAGAUUCAGAGACUCUGGCCUGGGCGGCGGUGGGAUAACAGACGGUACAGAGGGAUCGGAUGGUUAUCCCUAUGGACAAGAGGAAGAAGACGAGGACAGGAAGAGCAGGCUAGCCGGUACUCCGGACACAGCCGAUGAGGAAAGCGUGCUGUCGGUGGACAUGCACACCAGCAGUACAAGCCUCUCCUCAGCAGACACAAAGCUCACGAUAGAGGAGAGAGAAGUGAUUGUGAUAGGAGAGCAAGAGAAAGAGAUCGAUUGUGUGAGCGUCACUGAAUCAAUGGUGGCCGAGGCCUUGGCUGCCCUGGACGCAGCGACUGCGGGAGAGGAUUCUGAGUGACGGUCAGGUGACGCACUACUUAAUGGCGACUACAUGAGAGAUUUCCCUACUCGCUCUCUCGCUCCCUCUCCACAUUUGAAUACAGCCAAAUCAUAAAAUGAAGUCUGUUUGUAGGUACUUUUAUUUUGAAUGUAAAAAAUCAAACAAAGACUUGAUAACAGGAACUGCUGCUUGUUUACACAACAAAAAUGGACUAUUUAUGAGAUGUACUUGAGCAAAUGAAGAUCAUCUGUGCGAUUCGGAGGCAUGGACAACUCUAUUCUCAGACUAAACAGAACAGACUGUUGCAUGAUUUUCCUCAGUGCUGUUGUGUACACAGCAUAAAUAUGAAAUAAACUCUUAUGGUCAAAUAUUAUUUCAGCUCCACAACGUGAUGAAAGCUCUCUCCUUCUGUAGCUUCUGUGUGGAGGACGGGCUAAAUCAAAGCACUACAUAAUUAUUUUCAUACAUUUUCUAUACAAAGAAGUGGUGAAAAGCAAAUAAGCCACUGUCCUGGUGUGGGGUUACUUCUGCGCUUAUCGUACUUUUUAGAGAUGUUAUAUAAUUAUCAAACUGCUUAAUACAGUGAAAUUAAGCUCAUUCAACUUAGUCUCAACAGAUCAAUAUGCUAUUUCUUGCUUGUUACACUGUGAAUAUAUCAUAAAUACCCUCAUAGUGCUGUAGGAUGACAUGUGCUUUAUUUGUACAGCAAGAAAUGUAAGGAGAUUGUGGGUGAAUCUCAUGAAAAUUGAUUUCAACCUGAAAUUAUAUUUUGCGUAAAUGCGUAUUUAUUCUGUAUUGUUUAAUGACUGGGGUAUAAGUGAAAUAUUUUUACUGUAAAAAUACUAUCGUGACAUAUGUAAGUAAUAUAUUUUGAGAUUUUUGACAGUGCCGAUUAAAUAAAUAUGAGGGGGAAAUACAGUAUGUAAUUUUCAUGAAAAAAAAAUGACGCAAAGAAUCUUAAUGGCACAAAAAAAGGCUUUAUUUAUGCAAAAUAUAAUUUUAUUUUCUUUAUAUUUUGAAAUAUGAUCUAUUCAUGAUGGAUUUUGUGAGAUUCACCCUUGUAUAUUUAUGUUCAUGGUGCACUGUGGACUAUUAGGGUUUGAAAACAGCAGCGUGUAGAGCAGAAUCAGGCCAAUGAUGGUAGUUGAUGCUCUACGCUCAGGGGUUAUGCUCUUAACUAGUCCUGGUUAACUAUCAGAGGCCUGAUGAAAACAACCCUAACCCUACUAUGAUCACUAUCUCAUGCAGACGUUCCUAUACAUUAGAUUUUCUAUAAAAAAAACCUAAUGUAACCCCAUAUACAAGAAUAUACUUUUUUUUUGUUUUUUGCACAGUAGUUUAUGAAGGUCCUUGUUUUUAUUUGAUGAAGGUCAUUAAGUAUUUCCAAAUGUUUUACCAAGUAUGCAUUGGUUGAACUUUAUGUAUUGGUCAAAAUCAUUUCUUUUAAACCUGUUAAUGAGUAAAUGUUAUUGACAGGAACUGAUUUUCUAAUGACAUGGCACUAUGACUGCAUUGAAUGAUUUGAAUCUACUGCACAUUCACAGUGAAUACACUGUUUAUAUUGCAUUCUUUCUGCAAUUCUUUUUACCAGAGGAUUAAAUUGUCACAUGAACCAGGGGAAAAUAAAAACAAUGUGCUUGAU